Molecule: messenger RNA, 2104 nt
Organism: Oryza sativa Japonica Group (Japanese rice)
Lineage: Eukaryota; Viridiplantae; Streptophyta; Magnoliopsida; Poales; Poaceae
Source: RefSeq, a predicted model, not a curated record
CCGCAGGCCAGUCAGUUGGAUUUCCCCCCCCCCCCCUUUUUGGGUGCAUAAUUAUAUAAUAUAAUAGUCAAGAAUCAAGAUGGAAUCCGUAAGAACCCUAGUUUGUUUGCUUACACAUUCCCAAUCGGUUUCAGCUUAAUCCAACCGAACUAGAGGUAGAUUACGAUGAACCUGAAAUCAGAAAGACCACCGUUCUGUUCUGUCUAUCUAUCUCUACAUUGGAUUGGAUGGAGCCCCUGCCUCUUCCUGCCAAAUACUUGCUGGUUUUGGUUUCUUUUUCUCUGCACUGCAUGCAAGUAUAAUCUCGUCUCGUUGAUCUUCCCUUCAUCCACGCAGGCAGGCAGCUCAUGGAGGUUGCUACUCCCAAUAAUAACGCUCACCAGGUCAUUGAUGAACUAGUAUCCAAUGAUGAUGAUGACGAUAGGCUCAGCGCCCUCCCAAAUGAAAUUUCGAUCUACAUCCUCCAACGCCUGCCGCUGCGCACUUCAGCACAGACCACCAUCCUCGCAAGGCGAUGGACCCAUCUUUUCCCAUCCAUGACACAUCUCAAAAUAGAUAUCAAUGAAUUUGUACCACGCAUCCUCACUAGGCACAAUGUGGCUCGAAGCAUGGCCAUGUCGUGGUACACCCAAGCACUAAGGACAUUGCUAGCUCCUACAAUUGACCCUGAUCGGACCAUAAGGACCAUGCAUCUACGCUUCUACCCCACAGACUCAUACCUGCUCUCCAUUGCCCGCAUGGUCGACGAUGCGGUUCAGAGUGCCAGUGCCAGCAAGAUUGAGGUCCUUGACUUUGCCAUUCUGAAUGAGGUGUCCGAGGUGCACUGCACCGAGAAACAGAUGUCACGAUACGGGCGACGCUUCAUGUCCUUCUUUCAGGCUUGCCCCAAUGGAUUCAGGUGCCUAACAAGCCUCUCUCUAUGGGCCCUCAGGUUUCGGGAUUCAGAUAUCCCAAGCCUACUAGGCUCCUGCCACCAGCUGCAGCACCUCCUUCUACGGGCUUUGCGAUAUUACAUCAAGGUUGAACUCGUCCACGUUCCAAAGCUUGAAUCAGUGGAUUGUGAUACAUGGGUUUGGAUCAUGCCAGAAGAGCCGAAGAAACUAUUCCCCAUAUUUCGCAAUCUUAAGGAUGUAUAUCUUUACAACAUUAGUAAUGACAGUGGCCUCGACUGGACACUGUUUGUCCUUGAAGGCGCACCCUCCCUCAAGAGUUUUCAUGUUAAGAUAUCUCACCACAUAUGUGGGGGGGAUGGUUUUGAGCACAAUGCUGGCAGUAGUAAUGUUGUGUGGGAAGCAUCAUCUGACAUCAUCAAGCAUAAAAACUUGAGGUUGUUGGAUAUAAUAGGCUUUGAGACAGAAGAGAAUCUGAUCAAGUACAUAAGGCUCGCCAUUCAGCGAGCUAUCGCUUUACAGAGAAUUCACUUGCAUGAGAAGGAACCAUGUGAAGACUGCGAUGAUAUUUAUCUCAAUACGCCAUCUCUGUCCAGAACUAGAUUCCCUAACAAUGAGCAAGAGAAGGAUCUACUAAGAGAGCAACUCCUGCAGGGAUUCUCAUCGUCUAUAGAAAUAAUAAUAGGUUGUUACUAGUAAUUGUUAGAUUUUCUUUUCAUGCCAGUAAUUGUUCUAAACAUGAAAAUUUUGAAUUUUGAUAUUCUUAUAUCAUGGGGUUCAGAAUGCAAAGUUUCCUGUAAUUUCAAAAUUCUUUACAUUAUUGAUUCUAAAAUCCCAAAAUUUGAAAUGCCAAGCAGGGGAAGACUGAUUUUUUUCGGGCACUCAGUGCCACACAGGAGUCAUCUGAAGGUGAUGGCGUAGAAGAUUUGAAGUUAGCUUGGUGGUGACAUGGAAGGUUUCUCUUUACGUAGAAUUGACUACUACCUUUACCAACGGUAUAUAAGAAUUUCUCUCUUAACUUACAGCGCACAAGAACUUUAUUUGGGUCAUAUGGUACAUUUCUUUGUUAAAUCCGGACAUGUACUAUGGCGUUGUUCUGAUAUUAUGAGGUGAUUGUCUUGUAUUUCCCCCUUAUUUUGUGUAUCGCUGUAACCAAUUGUCCAUGUUGCCGUAUCAUUUGCAAGCAGUGUCCUGAAAUGUUUGCUCCUGGCUGA